CGUGCCGAGGGAUGCUGUGCGGGUUCGGGGCGGUCUGCGAGAGGAGCCCCACCGACCCCUCCCAAGCCUCCUGCGUCUGCAAGAAGACAGCUUGUCCUGUCGUGGUGGCUCCGGUCUGCGGCUCUGAUUAUUCCACCUACAGCAACGAGUGCGAGCUGGAGAAAGCCCAGUGCAACCAGCAAAGGAGGAUCAAAGUCAUCAGCAAGGGACCGUGCGGAUCCAAGGACCCCUGUGCCGAGGUGACCUGCAGCUUUGGCAGCACGUGCGUCCGCUCCACCGACGGCCAGUCGGCCAAGUGCGUCUGCCCCUCGUCCUGCAGCAGCGUGCCCGAGAGCACGGUGUGCGGCAGCGACGGCAAAGACUACCGCAGCGAGUGCCACCUCAACAAGCACGCCUGCGACAAGCAGGAGAACGUUUUCAAGAAGUUUGAUGGCGCCUGUGACCCGUGUAAAGGCGUCCUCAACGACGGGAGCCGUGUGUGCCGGGUGAACCCCCGCACCCGAAGGGCAGAGCUGCUCUCCCGCCCCGAGAACUGUCCCCCAAAGAGGGAGCUGGUGUGCGGUGACGACGGGGUGACUUACGACAACGAGUGCAUGAUGGGGCGCGCGGGGGCCAUCCGGGGACUGGAGAUCCAGAAGGUGCGUUCAGGGCAGUGCCAGCAGCAGGACAAAUGCAAGGACGAGUGCAAGUUCAAUGCCGUCUGCCUGAACCGCCGCGGCACCACACGCUGCUCCUGCGACCGCAUCACCUGCGACGGUGCCUACAGACCUGUCUGUGCCAGGGACAGCCGCACCUACAGCAACGACUGCGAGCGCCGGAAAGCCGAGUGCCACCAGAAAGCUGCCAUUCCAGUAAAGCACAGUGGACCCUGUGACCUGGGCACUCCCAGCCCGUGCCUGAGCAUGGAGUGCACCUUCGGGGCCACGUGCGUGGUGAAGAACCAAGAGGCCGUGUGCGAGUGCCAGCAAGUGUGCCAGGGCCGCUACGACCCCGUGUGUGGCACCGACAACCGCACCUACGGCAACCCCUGCGAGCUGGACUCCAUGGCGUGUGUCCUCAAGAGGGAGAUCAAAGUGAAGCACAAGGGCCCCUGCGACCGUUGUGGCAAAUGCCAGUUUGGAGCCAUCUGCGAGGCGGAGACGGGAAGGUGCGUGUGCCCCACGGAGUGCGUCCCCUCCUCGCAGCCCGUGUGCGGCACCGACGGCAACACGUACGGCAGCGAGUGCGAGCUCCACGUGCGGGCGUGCACGCAGCAGACCAACAUCCUGGUGGCUGCCCAAGGAGACUGCAAGUCCUGCGGCAGCACGGUAUGCUCCUUCGGCAGCAAGUGCGUGGGGGGCCAGUGCGUGUGCCCGCGCUGCGAGCGGCAGCCCCUCGCCCCCGUGUGCGGCUCUGACGGCCUCACCUACGACAACCCCUGCGAGCUGCGUGUGGCCUCCUGCCAGCAGCAGAAGAGCAUCGAGGUUGCCAGGACCGGGCCGUGCGAGGACGAGUGCGGCUCGGGGGGCUCGGGCUCCGGCGAUGGUAGCGAGUGUGAGCAGGACCGGUGCCGGCAGUACGGGGGCUGGUGGGACGAGGAUGCCGAGGAUGACCGCUGUGUGUGUGACUUCACCUGCCUGGCGGUGCCACGCAGCCCGGGACUGUCCUGAGCGCCUUCCCUCCCGGUGUGUGGCUCUGAGUGUGUGACCUACACCAACGAGUGUGAGCUGAAGAAGACACGGUGUGAAAAACGCCAGGAGCUCUAUGUCACUAGCCAAGGAGCCUGCCGCGCCCUGGUCACAACCCCCCCGCCUCUCCUGGUUGUGCACUGCAGCCAGACCAUCUACGGGUGCUGCCCAGACAACAUGACCCUGGCGCUGGGCGUGGGUGCAGCUGGAUGUCCAAGCACCUGCCAGUGCAACCCCUACGGCUCCUACGGCGGAGCCUGUGACCCUGCCACCGGGCAAUGCUCCUGCAAGCCGGGCGUGGGGGGGCUGAAGUGCGACCGCUGUGAGCCCGGCUUCUGGAAUUUCCGCGGCAUCGUCACCGACAGCAAGAGCGGCUGCACACCCUGUAACUGCGACCCGGUGGGCUCGGUGCGCGACGACUGCGAGCAGAUGACUGGGCUGUGCUCCUGCAAGACCGGUAUCACUGGCAUGAAAUGCAACCAGUGCCCCAACGGCAGCAAACUGGGCAUGACUGGCUGCGAGAAAGGUGAGGGAGCCACGUACCAGAGGGAUUGUGAAAUGAGCUGCGAGUUUGGGGCCUCGUGCGUGGAAGUCAACGGCUUUGCCCAUUGCGAGUGCCCGUCCCCGCUCUGCUCGGAGGCCAACAUGACCAAGGUGUGUGGCUCUGAUGGUGUCACUUACGGGGACCAGUGCCAGCUCCAGACCAUCGCCUGCCGGCAGGGACAGGUCAUCACGGUGAAGCACGUGGGGCAGUGCCAUGAGUCCAUCACUCACACAAGCCACCCCUCACCACCCACACCGCUGCCCACGCUGCCCUUGGACAAGUUAAUCCUUCCUCCACCGCUGCGGCUUACCACCCGGGCUCCGGAACCCACCGAGCUGGCUACCAGCUCCCUGCUGUUGGAAGCCAAGCCUACUGAAAGAGCUCACCCUACAACACGGCGCAUCACAACGGCCAGACCGGCCACUACGCCUUGGAUGACCCACGGGGUGUAUAAGACAACUGUCCGCCCGCUCUCCACCGCGCCGGUGGUCCUGGCCACCACCCAGCCCGCCUACGCUGAAUCGGGCAGCGCAGAAGGCAGCGGAGACCAAGAGAUGGGCGCCAGUGGGGACCAGGAAUCCAGCGGGGCAGGCUCUGCCGGGGAAGAGGAGGUGGAGGAAAGCCAGGUGACCUCAACCCCAGCCAUCGAGAGGGCGACGUGUUACAACACCCCGCUGGGAUGCUGCUCCGACGGCAAGACCGCGGCUGCUGAUGCAGAAGGCAGCAACUGUCCGGCUACCAAAGUCUUCCAGGGAGUCCUCAUCCUGGAGGAGGUGGAAGGCCAGGAGCUGUUCUACACGCCGGAGAUGGCUGACCCCAAGUCAGAGCUCUUUGGGGAGACGGCCAGGAGCAUUGAGAGUGCGCUGGAUGAGCUUUUCCGCAACUCUGACGUUAAGAAGGAUUUCAAGAGCAUCCGUGUCCGAGACCUGGGGCAGAGCAGCGCUGUCCGUGUCAUUGUGGAGGCCCACUUCGACCCAGCCACUUCCUACACGGCAGCUGAUGUCCAAGGGGCCCUGCUGAAGCAGAUCAAAGCAUCCAAGAAGACGACCAUUCUGGUGAAGAAGCCCCAGCAGGAACACGUCAAAUUCAUGGACUUUGACUGGAUCCCCAGGCUCUUCACCACUACCGUGACCACCACUACGGCCACCACCAUGGCACCCGCCACCACCCGGAGGUACACCACGGCCGCCGCUGCCGCCACCGUCCACGUCCAGCACCCAGACCCCAUGGGCAGACCCAGCGCCAAGACAGCAGGAGCUGGGAGCACCAGGAGACCCACCUCCACCCUCCCGGCCACCACCCGGCGCAAGCCCACGCGCCAGCCCCCCACCACCAAGAAACCCUUGCGACCCUGUGACUCCCAUCCCUGCCUGCACGGCGGCACCUGCGAGGAUGACGGGAAGGAAUUCACCUGCAGCUGCCCAGCCGGCAAAGGAGGAGCAGUCUGCGAGAAAACCAUCAGGUACUUCAUCCCCAGCUUUGGUGGCAAGUCCUACCUGGCCUUCAAGAUGAUGAAGGCGUACCACACGGUGCGCAUCGCCAUGGAGUUCCGCGCCGUGGAGCUCAGCGGGCUGCUGCUCUACAACGGCCAGAACCGCGGCAAAGACUUCAUCUCCCUGGCGCUGGUUGGCGGCUUUGUGGAGCUCAGUGGGCCCCGGUGGGGGGGGACCCGCACCCGCCGCAGCGGCGUGCUGGCCGUCGAUGGGGAGCCCCACGUCAGCGGCGAGAGCCCCCCGGGCACCGACGGCCUCAACCUCGACACCGACCUGUUCAUCGGGGGAGCGCCGGAGGACCAAAUGGCUGUGGUGGCAGAUCGUACCGCGGCUACAACCGGCCUGAAGGGCUGCAUCCGCCUCCUGGACGUGAACAACCAGAUGUACGACCUGCGGGAGAAGGGCAGCGAUGUGCUGUACGGCAGCGGGGUGGGCGAGUGCGGCAACGACCCCUGUCACCCCAACCCCUGCCACCAUGGUGGCAUCUGCCACGUCAAGGAGGCAGAGAUGUUCCACUGCGAGUGUCUCCACACCUACACCGGUCCCACGUGUGCUGACGAGAGGAAUCCCUGCGAGCCUUCGCCCUGCCACGUCUCGGCCACGUGCCUGGUGCUGCCAGAGGGAGGUGCCUUGUGCGCCUGUCCCAUGGGCCGGGAAGGAGACUUCUGCGAGCUAGUGACAGAGCAGGACCACACCAUGCCCUUCCUCCCGGAGUUCAAUGGCUUCUCCUACCUGGAGCUGAACGGCCUGCAGACCUUCGUUCCUGACCUGGACAAAAUGUCCAUGGAAGUUGUGUUCCUGGCCAAGAACCCCAGCGGCAUGAUCUUCUACAACGGGCAGAAGACAGAUGGCAAAGGGGACUUUAUCUCUCUGGCUUUACACGAUGGCUACCUGGAGUACCGAUACGACCUGGGCAAAGGGGCAGCCGUGCUCAGGAGCAAAGAGCCGGUUCCCCUCAACACCUGGAUAAGCGUCUUGUUGGAGAGGAAUGGGCGCAAAGGGGUCAUGAGGAUCAACAACGGCGAGAGGGUGAUGGGAGAGUCGCCGAAAUCCCGUAAGGUGCCUCACACCUUCCUGAAUUUGAAGGAACCGUUUUAUGUGGGGGGAGCCCCUGAUUUCAGCAAACUGGCUCGAGCAGCCGCCAUCUCCACCAGCUUCGAAGGGGCUGUGCAGAGGAUCUCCAUCAAAGGGGUGCCAGUGCUGAGGGAGCAGAACAUCCGCAGCGCCAUCGAGAUCUCCCCGUUCCGAGGCCACCCCUGCACCCAGAAACCCAACCCUUGCCAGAACGGAGGCACCUGCAGCCCCCGGCUCGAGAGCUACGAGUGUGCCUGCCAGAGGGGCUUCUCCGGGGCUCACUGCGAGAAAGUGAUCAUCGAGAAGGCUGCUGGAGAUGCUGAGGCCAUUGCUUUUGAUGGUAGGACGUACAUGGAGUACCACAACGCCGUGACAAAGAGCCACCUGACCAAUGAGAUCCCCGCUCCCGACGCGCUGGACUAUCCUGCGGAGCCCAGUGAGAAGGCAUUGCAAUCGAACCACUUUGAACUGAGCAUCAAAACAGAAGCCACUCAGGGGCUGAUCCUGUGGAGUGGGAAAGGGCUGGAGCGAUCGGACUACAUCGCCCUCGCCAUUGUGGAUGGCUUCGUCCAAAUGAUCUACGAUCUCGGCUCCAAACCAGUCAUCCUGCGAUCCACGGUCCCGGUCAACACCAACCAGUGGAUUCACAUCAAAGCAUACAGGGUACAGAGAGAAGGUUCCCUUCAAGUUGGCAACGAAGCCCCCAUCGCUGGGUCCUCUCCGCUCGGUGCGACACAGCUCGACACAGAUGGGGCCCUGUGGUUGGGAGGACUGGAGAAGCUGAGCGUGGCUCACAAGCUGCCCAAGGCGUACAGCACCGGCUUUAUUGGCUGCAUACGGGACGUGAUUGUCGACCGCCAAGAACUGCAUCUGGUGGAGGACGCUUUAAACAACCCCACGAUAUUACACUGCUCAGCCAAAUAGACCCCCAGGGACCCUUCCUUCUCCUUCCCUCCCUCCUGCCUAUUGCUGUAAUUAUUUUCUAUUUUUGUAAACUUAUUGCUUUUUAUAUUUUUGGGGGGGAGGGGGGAAAGGGAGGGGAGGAAACACCUUUUCUUUUGGGUUAUUUGUUCGGUUGCAGUCUAUCCAGGUCAGUCAGACUCUUAAUCAAACAGCAGCAACAAAGAACAAACCUUGAACCAAGUCUCCAAGAAGUGACAGAAGAUCUUCCCCGUUGCACCUGCGUUGUAAAUCUUUUUCAUACUUGAAGCUUCUUUUUUUUUUUUGGAGGGGGUUAUUUUUUUCCCCCCUCCUUACUUGUGUUCUUGGGUCGUUGUUCACGCCUACGGGGGAAAGGAUGCUGGUGCU
Messenger RNA from Pterocles gutturalis (yellow-throated sandgrouse), 6086 nucleotides. RefSeq names its product agrin (gene AGRN). Lineage: Eukaryota; Metazoa; Chordata; Aves; Pterocliformes; Pteroclidae. Gene Ontology annotation, cellular component: membrane. Gene Ontology annotation, molecular function: protein binding; calcium ion binding. The record is from RefSeq and is a predicted model, not a curated record. The annotation marks the transcript as partial. The transcript has 36 exons.